Messenger RNA from Paramecium primaurelia, 561 nucleotides. The record is from the annotation of a GenBank genome assembly. NCBI's taxonomy places the organism in Eukaryota, Ciliophora, Oligohymenophorea, Peniculida, Parameciidae.
AUGGAAAAUGUUAAAGGAAAUCUUGUUCGCAUGCUCCAAGUACAUAUAACAUGGAUGAUGAAAGUAGGAAUUGUUAAUCAGGCUGCCCAACAAAUAGUAAUGAAUGCUUAAAUUAAACAUGUUCUUAAUUAGUUGCUUAGUCAUUUUAGAAUGUUAAUGGAAUUCCUCUUGUGUAGACUCUAAAAAAUGCCCGAAAAUUAAAUACUCAAAUUAUAUGUUAAAACAAAUCAGCCUUCAAUUAUUCAUUAGCAGAUGGGAUUACUGCUUAUUAUUAUUCAAAAUUUUCAUGGAUGUAUAAUACUUGUCAAAAUUUACCUAAUUUAUCUGGGAAUAAUAUAAUUCUUGAUUCAGUAUGUUAACAAGUAAUGUCAAAUUGUGUAGGCAGCAGUUAUGGAUGUGUAGACAGAUAGAGUGAUUGUUCACUUUUCAAAGGAAAUAAGAGAAGAUAUGUCUAAUGUUCAGUAUAUUUACAACUCUAAUAAUAAUACAUAACAAUCUGCUUUUUGUUAAGUAAUAAAAUUAAAUACUUCGGUUGGUACUGAAUCAUUAUAAUCUAAUUGA